AUGAUGACUAUGAACACCAAGCAGCCGUUCUCCAUGCACCCCAUGAUACAGGAGACCAAAUAUUCCGGGCUGCACUCAGGUUCGGAGUCUAUGCGCAGAGUUUGCCUGCCCGCACCACAGCUUCAGGGCAAUAUAUUCGGAGGCUUUGAUGAGAGUCUGCUGGCCCGCGCGGAAGCUUUGGCGGCUGUUGACAUUGUCUCUCACGGCAAGAGCCAUCCUUUCAAGCCCGACGUGACCUACCAUACCAUGAGCAGUGUCCCCUGCACCUCUACCUCCUCUACAGUGCCCAUAUCUCACCCUUCCACACUGACCUCCCAUCACCACCUCCACCAAGGCUUGGAAGGAGAUCUCCUGGACCACAUCUCGUCCAGUCUGUCGGUGAACGGGAUGGGAGCGCCGGAUCCGUCUGUGAUGACCACUCAAGCCCAUCAGCAUCACCUGCAGACUAUGGGUCACCUGCACCAAGCCAUGGCCAUGGGACAUCCGCACUCCCUGUCCACGCACAACGGGAUGGCCUGCAUUAACGACGUAGAAUCCGAUCCGCGAGAGCUGGAAGCAUUCGCCGAACGAUUCAAACAAAGGAGGAUCAAGCUCGGGGUCACUCAGGCGGACGUCGGGUCAGCCCUCGCCAACCUGAAGAUACCCGGAGUCGGUUCUCUGAGCCAGAGCACCAUCUGCAGGUUCGAAUCCCUGACCCUGUCGCACAAUAACAUGAUAGCCCUUAAACCAGUCCUCCAAGCUUGGCUGGAAGAGGCGGAGGCGGCAUUUCGGGAGAAAAACAGCAAGCCAGACCUUUUUAACGGUAACGAAAGAAAGCGAAAACGUACUUCAAUAGCCGCACCAGAGAAGCGGUCUUUGGAGGCUUAUUUUGCAAUCCAGCCCCGUCCUUCUUCGGAAAAAAUCGCCGCUAUUGCAGAGAAGCUGGACCUUAAAAAGAACGUGGUUCGUGUUUGGUUUUGUAAUCAAAGACAAAAACAAAAACGAAUGAAAUAUUCAGCGGGACAUUAA
This is a messenger RNA of Megalops cyprinoides (Indo-Pacific tarpon), 1008 nucleotides long. RefSeq names its product POU class 4 homeobox 3 (gene pou4f3). Gene Ontology annotation, biological process: regulation of transcription by RNA polymerase II. The coding region runs from base 1 to 1008 and encodes 335 amino acids. Gene Ontology annotation, molecular function: DNA-binding transcription factor activity, RNA polymerase II-specific; RNA polymerase II cis-regulatory region sequence-specific DNA binding. NCBI's taxonomy places the organism in Eukaryota, Metazoa, Chordata, Actinopteri, Elopiformes, Megalopidae. The transcript is spliced from 2 exons. The record is from RefSeq and is a predicted model, not a curated record.